Messenger RNA from Closterium sp. NIES-65, 567 nucleotides. The record is from the annotation of a GenBank genome assembly. NCBI's taxonomy places the organism in Eukaryota, Viridiplantae, Streptophyta, Zygnematophyceae, Desmidiales, Closteriaceae.
AUGCGCAGAGCGCGCCGGAGGGCGAUGGAAACCACGUGUAUUCUUGGGCAGAGUACCAGACAGUGUUCCAGCGUCUCCGGAUCACCGCAACACGGGCAGACAGGCAUUGCCAUCCACUUCUUCCUCUACUGCCUCGUCCUCCCCACCAGUGCCAUGAGCGGCCAUGGCUUCACCCGCUCUCUGCGCCUCUCUUUCAACAUCCUGUGGCGCUUCUUCGCGUCCAUUGUCAUGGCCAAUGCUGCUGGACUCCUCCUGAAUGUCAUGCUGAUCAUUCCCAUGUAUUUCAUAUGUGCAAUAGACGGGCUAAUUGUGGUCUUUGCCACGAUGCUAACAGGAGAUGGCUUGAUGGUGCUAGCUGGUUUUAUCUUGAUUAGCAUGGUAAUUGCCGUGGUUUCUCUUCUCUCCACCAUAGCGCUCUCCUCUGUCCUCACCACAGGGGUCACCACUACAGUUCUGUGUUUUGCCUGGGAUAAAAGACUUGAGCCAGAGGAGGGCUCUGAUGCUGCUGGCCUGGUUGCUGGUGGUUCCCUAUCCUUUGCUGAUGUGAAGGAUAUUAGCGCAGUGUAG